This is a messenger RNA of Saccharomyces eubayanus, 555 nucleotides long. RefSeq names its product E2 ubiquitin-protein ligase peroxin 4 (gene PEX4). The transcript has a single exon. The coding region runs from base 1 to 555 and encodes 184 amino acids. NCBI's taxonomy places the organism in Eukaryota, Fungi, Ascomycota, Saccharomycetes, Saccharomycetales, Saccharomycetaceae. The record is from RefSeq and is a predicted model, not a curated record.
AUGCCCACGGCUCUCAAAAAGCAGAAGCCUUAUAUACUUUCAAUAUCAGAUACAUGUAUGUCGAGGAUCACGAAGGAAUACAGACUCAUACGGAAGACACUGGCUAGUGACGAUCCUACUGUCAACCCCUACCGAGGGAUAAUUGAUUUGCUCAACCCGAUUGAUGAAACAGACUUGAGUAAAUGGGAAGCCACUAUACGUGGACCAGAACACACACCCUAUGAACAUUAUCAGUUCCGGAUGCUGAUAGACGUCCCUAAUUCUUACCCAAUGGCACCGCCGAAGAUAAUGUUUGAGCGGGACGCUAUACUGCACUGUAACGUCAAGUCAGCCACGGGCGAAAUAUGUCUUGAUAUCCUCAAGCUGCAAGACUGGACGCCGGUAUGGGAUAUUUUACAUUGUGUACAUGCCGUUUGGAGGCUUUUAAGGGAACCCGUUUGUGAGUCACCGCUGGACGUGGAUAUGGGCAAUAUAAUACGCUGUGGCGAUACAAGAGCAUACCAUGGGAUUGUAAAGUACUUCCUAGCAGAAAGAGAACGCAAUAACCAGAAUUAA